AUGCCGCCGCCAACUAAGACAGCAGCACAAUCAAAUCACCGCCUCUUCGACCCCUGGAACUCGGCCUCAUCCGGCCACCAGCACUCCGAAGUGAAUCCCGGUACAGCAUGGCGACGCACCCGCGAAGCAAAACUCGCCCAACAGUUCCGCUCCGGCGACUGCACGAUCAGCUCGUUUGUGUAUGACGGCGUGAACAGGGUGUAUGAGAAGGGUGAGUGGGAGUGGGAUUGGGGGGGUGAUGCGAGAGGGGGACGAGGCGGGGAUAGGCGGGGAGGUAAAAGCACUGGGAGGGGAAGGACAGCGGUUAGCCCGGAUUCGAAGCAGAGAGAUAUCAGGAGCAUGUUGGGCAUUGGAAAGGGGGGUUCUUCCUCUGGGUCCGGCCAACCCUCUACGCAAUUGCCAACACAGUCUCACGAACCCAUCCCCGACCCCAUGGACCUCGCACCCGGCGCAUUCAGCGGAACUACCACAUCUAACGUAGCUACAGCCCCUCUCCAGAAACAUCCUCAAUCCCAAUGCCAAUCAAACGCAGCCACGAGCACUCCCCCGGAAUCAACCAUCUUUCGCGGCGCUACAAUCUACAUAAACGGGCGAACAGCGCCACUCAUCUCAGACCACAAGCUCAAAUCCCUUCUCGUUGCGCACGGCGCAACACUAGCCCUCUCAAUCUCCCGCCGCGUAACACAUAUCAUAAUCGGGAAGCCGAAUGCUGGCCCGGGGCGCGGCGGCGCGGGAGGCGGGCUGGCGGCUGGGAAGAUCCAAGAGGAGUUGGCGAGGGGCGGAUGGAGGGGGAUAAGGAUAGUGGGAGUUGAGUGGUAUGUUACUGCGUAA
Molecule: messenger RNA, 831 nt
Organism: Aspergillus nidulans FGSC A4
Lineage: Eukaryota; Fungi; Ascomycota; Eurotiomycetes; Eurotiales; Aspergillaceae
Exons: 2
Coding region: 1-831 (276 amino acids)
Source: RefSeq, a predicted model, not a curated record